AUGAUUAGUGCGUUUUUCAUUUACAAUCAGAAGGGCGAAGUCCUCAUCUCACGAUUAUAUCGUCAAGAUCUGAAACGAUCCGUAGCAGAUAUAUUUCGAAUACAAGUAAUAUCUAACACCGAUAUACGAUCACCCAUAGUUACGCUUGGUUCUACUUCAUUUUUUCAUGUUCGCCAUGAAAACCUUUUUAUUGUUGCUGUUACCAAAUGCAAUGCUAACGCCGCCCUAGUGUUCGAAUUUUGUUAUCGACUCGUAAACAUCGGAAAAGCUUAUUUUGGAAAAUUGGAUGAGGAAGCCGUUAAGAAUAAUUUUGUGUUGGUGUAUGAGCUUUUAGAUGAGGUUCUCGAUUUUGGAUAUCCACAAAACAGCGAGACUGACACACUGAAAUUAUACAUUACCACCGAGGGCGUCAAGUCGGAGCGUGCCUUAAAAGAAGACUCAUCGAAAAUUACAAUUCAAGCAACUGGUGCCACAUCAUGGCGAAGACCAGAUAUAAAGUAUCGAAAGAAUGAGGCUUUUAUAGAUGUUAUCGAGUCAAUUAAUCUGUUAAUGAGCGCCAAAGGUACUACACUAAGGGCCGACGUUUCCGGGCAAAUCAUGAUGAGGGCUUAUCUUUCUGGAACACCCGAAUGCAAAUUUGGGUUGAAUGACAAAUUAUUGUUGGAAAAAGACACUUCUAAUAAAGGAAUGGCAAGAAAAUCUACUGCCGUUGAAAUUGAUGAUUGUCAAUUUCAUCAGUGUGUAAAACUUGGAAAAUUCGAUUCAGACCGUACAAUCAGCUUUGUACCGCCAGAUGGUGAAUUUGAAUUGAUGAGGUACCGCACUACUGAAAAUGUCAUUCUUCCAUUCCGUGUCCAUCCGGUAGUCAAUGAAAUUGGAAAAUCUCGUGUCGAGUAUCGGGUCACAGUGAAAGCGAAUUUUUCACCCAAAUUAUACGCGAAUAAUGUAUUAAUAAAGAUCCCCACACCGCUUAAUACCGCCAAUAUAAAUGUUCGUGUCGCUUCAGGAAAAGCGAAAUAUGUACCAGCUGAGAAUGCAAUUGUUUGGAAAAUUCCACGAUUUCAAGGACAGUAUGAAGCAAUGUUAAGUGGAGACGCAGAACUUUCUGCAAUGACAGUUAAAAAGGCAUGGUCGAGACCGCCAAUAUCAAUGGAUUUUCAAGUAUUAAUGUUUACAUCUUCAGGAUUAUUAGUAAGGUUUUUGAAGGUUUUUGAAAAAAGCAAUUAUACUAGUGUCAAAUGGGUAAGGUAUAUGACAAAAGCCGGAAGUUAUCAAAUCAGGAGAAUCUCAAAUAAGAAAAAUAAGAAACAAAGUUCCACGUUGUACAAAAUGACUGGUAACUACGCAGAGGAAGAAUUACAAAGUGUUUCUUGCCUGGAGCAACAAAUUUCGUCUUUCGCCUGUUUUCAUCCACUUCAUAAUAACAGAUUUUAUGAGGAUGGUAGAAGCAAUGCUGGAUAUAAUAGCAAUCAGCAGCAGCAUACAACGGGAGCGCCCUAUCAAAAUUCAAGUUCACAAUCAGGUUAUCCAAGUUCUCAAGCAAAUCUGCCACAUUUAUCGGGUUAUGAUAGAAAAGAUAAUUCAAAUCCGAAGUAUCUUCCUCCAGGACAGGCUUCGUAUGAACCGCUUGAUUCUUAUUCAGAAGAUAAAGAAAUGUUACCAACUGCUGGAUAUUCAGCUGUCGCACCGCAAACAACUGGACCAAAACCUCCAGAAAAUUAUGAUACUCAAAAAAUAUCUGACUUUGAAGACGAACCUAAACCGGAAGCAAAACAUGGUGGUCUGAUGAAAUUUUUCUGUUGUGGAAGUCGAACAUCGUGUGCGAAAACUUGUGGGAUUAUAUGUUGCAUCCUUCUUUUGAUUAUUGUUGGAAUUGUAGCAGCAGUUUUACUAUUGGGACGUGUACCAUCAGUUGAUUUCUUAGGAGUUACGGAUUCUCCCACCGGCGCUCAACCAUAUGUUAAGAAGACUUCUGGAUUUGAUUUUAAUUUUGGUCUCCGUAUCCAAGUUAGCAAUCCUAAUAUCAUUGGUGCAACGUUCUCGAUGAUAAAAGCUGUGGCAUAUUACCCAAGUCCAAAUUCCCAAAAACUUAUCGGGCCUAUCGGGGGUGGAAAUUUAACUAACGUUAACAUUCCAAGUAAAUCCAACAAUACAAUUAUAUUCCCAUUUGCUGUCAAUUAUGAUGCAUCGAUUGAUCCAGGAUUCUCGAUAUUACUUGAUAUCGCAAACAAAUGUGGGCUAACUGGUGGUAGCAAGUCCAAAUUGGCAAUUAAUUACACAUUGACCUUGUCAUUCAAUGUUCUUUUUAUACCUUUGAGCCCAAGUUUCGACAAGACAGCUAAUAUAGACUGCCCUAUUCAGGAUGGUCAAAUACCAAACAUACCAGGCUUCAACAUAUCACAGGCUGCAAGUGAUUUUAGUAAUAAGGCGAGCAAAAUUAAAAGAUUUAUGCCAUUGCCGCUAUUAUGA
Molecule: messenger RNA, 2469 nt
Organism: Cetraspora pellucida
Lineage: Eukaryota; Fungi; Glomeromycota; Glomeromycetes; Diversisporales; Gigasporaceae
Source: the annotation of a GenBank genome assembly